Messenger RNA from Thalassophryne amazonica, 3348 nucleotides. It is a transcript of the gene ints6l, whose product is annotated as integrator complex subunit 6 like. The transcript is spliced from 19 exons. The record is from RefSeq and is a predicted model, not a curated record. NCBI's taxonomy places the organism in Eukaryota, Metazoa, Chordata, Actinopteri, Batrachoidiformes, Batrachoididae. Gene Ontology annotation, cellular component: integrator complex. Bases 146 to 2845 code for a protein of 899 amino acids. Gene Ontology annotation, biological process: snRNA 3'-end processing.
UAGAGAGGGCAGAGGCGUCGGCCCUCUUCUGGAGGGGGGGGGCUGAUUAUAACAAAUAUAUACACACAUGUGUGCCCUGUUUGGCCGCCAAGAUAGGUCAUAUGUGGAUAUCAGGUAUUUUAGACAAGCAUAAAGCCACGGCUAUAUGUUUAAAAUGCCUAUUUUAGUUUUCCUGUUAGACACGUCCGCCUCUAUGAAUCAGCGCACUUAUUUGGGUACGACGUAUCUGGACGUUGCUAAAGGCGCGGUUGAGGUCUUUAUGAAGCUGCGUGCCCGAGACCCGGCUAGUAGAGGCGACAGGUACAUGCUAGUUACAUUCGAUGAUCCACCAUACGGAGUGAAGGCAGGCUGGAAGGAGAACCACGCCACCUUUAUGUGUGAGCUAAAGCAUCUGCAAGCAUCUGGGCUUACUACACUCGGUCACGCUCUCCGCACCGCCUUUGACCUGCUGAACGUCAACCGCCUCAUUUCGGGCAUUGAUAACUACGGACAGGGGCGUAAUCCCUUCUUCCUGGAACCUUCUGUUAUCAUCACUAUCACUGAUGGGAACAAGCUGACACACAGCUCUGGGGUGUCUGAUGAGCUGCACCUGCCUUUGAACUCUCCUUUGGCAGGCAGUGAGCUGACCAAAGAGCCUUUCCGUUGGGACCAGCGGCUGUUUGCUCUGGUGCUGCGGCUACCAGGAGCAGCCACACCAGACAACGAGCAGCUUGGUAGCGUCCCCACAGAUGAGUCUUCCAUCACGCAGAUGUGUGAAGUCACAGGAGGACGAUCAUACUGUGUGCGCACACAGAGGAUGUUGAACCAGUGCCUGGAGUCUCUGGUUCAAAAGGUUCAAAGCGGUGUUGUCAUUAAUUUUGAGAAGACAGGGCCAGAUCCGCUUCCUGCCGGAGAUGAUACCUCUGUGGAGCCAUGUCGUCCCAUGUCAUCCUUCAGCCCACAACCUUGGCACAGUUGUCACAAACUAAUCUAUGUGCGGCCAAACCCAAAGACAGGGGUACCAGUUGGGCACUGGCCCAUACCAGAGUCCUUCUGGCCAGACCAGAAUUCUCCUACCCUGCCACCUCGAACUGCACAUCCUGUGGCACGUUUCUCUUGUGUGGACAGUGAGCCCAUGGUGAUUGACAAGCUUCCCUUUGAUAAGUACGAACUGGAGCCCUCUCCGCUCACCCAGUACAUUCUGGAAAGGAAGUCUCCACACAUGUGCUGGCAGGUGUUUGUGAGCAGCAGUGGAAAGCAAAGUGACCUGGGACAGCCGUUUGGUUACCUUAAAGCCAGCACCACUCUCACUUGUGUUAACCUCUUUGUCAUGCCUUACAACUACCCAGUCAUUCUUCCACUCCUCGAUGACUUGUUCAAAGUGCACAAACUCAAACCAAACCUGAAGUGGCGACAAGCUUUAGAAAUGUACCUGAAGACCAUGCCUUCAUACUACCUCUUGCCACUGAAAAAGGCACUGAGGAUGAUGGGAGCUCCGAACCUUAUUGCAGACAACAUGGAUUGUUGCCUAAGUUACAGUGUCAUCUCCUACCUGAAGAAGCUCAGUCAGCAGGCAAAGCUUGAAUCAGAUCGUUUAAUUGCAUCUGUGGGGAAGAAGGCACCUCAAGAGACUGGGAUAAAGGUAAAGAACCAUUCCAGCUCCCUCUCUUUAGCCCACCGUCGAGACUUUAAACAGUUGCUGCAGGGAAUCACUGGGGAGGGGCCCCUUCGCCUGGUAGACAUCAACAUCAAAGAGUUUGCCGGUUUCCAGAUCGCCCACCUCAACAAGGAUGUAAAGCCUCAAGCUUACCGAAACGCAUACGAUAUCCCAAGAUGGAACCUUCUGGAUCAGCUCACCCGGAUGCGUACCAAUUUGCUGCGGACGUCCCAAAAACUGAUUAGAGGGCAAGAUGAAGACUACCUGCAUAGUAUUCCAGUGGCUCAGAUGGGAAACUAUCAGGAGUACCUCAAGAUGAUGCCAUCCCCUCUAAGGGAGAUUGACCCUGACCAACCUAAACGCCUGCACACGUUUGGGAAUCCUUUCAAACAGGACAAGAAGGGGAUGAUGAUUGAUGAAGCAGACGAGUUUGUAUCAGGUCCUCAAAACAAGAAAAGAGGAAUUUCAGGAGAUUCCAACUCAGGUGGUACUGUGAAGAGAAGGCGGAGCAUGUCCCCAUUCCUACGGCGGUCACAGACUCCACCAGGAAACACAAACCAUGUGAUGGCAAAGAGUCCCACGGCAGUUCAGGGGUACCAGAACCUGAUCAAAGCUAACCCACAAGAUAAAGCAGUGGAUGAGAACUGCGUGACACUCUCUGAAAGUAAUGGUGAUGUAGUUCUUGGGCCUGAGCCUGGUGAGAUCUGGCCAACAGAGAUGGACACUGUGGGAGGGACCCCUUCUUCACUCACCAUGGAGGAGAAGUCUGGGCAGGGUGUAACAGAUCGGGCAGAAGACAUUAACACAACACAGGAGAGACCAAUGGAAAACUGUCUGGACGAGGAGCUUGUGGAAGAUAAACACAACUGUGCACAACUGAGUCCACAAAGCGAGUUCGAGACCACUGAAGCCGAUCCAGCUCUGCUCGAAACCAUAUUUAUUCCACCACUAGAUGGUAGUCAAGCAGAGUUACGGACUCGAGUCAUCAAGGAGGUCCGCAAACCGGGUCGAAACUACCAGUCAGUACUCUGUCUGCUACAGCAGGUGAAAGGAACAGUUAAUGUAAAGAAGUACUUCAUCCAGCAUGCUAUCAAAGAGGCAUCCAGGUUCAAGAAACGUGUUCUGAUCCAGCAGCUGGAGACAAUCCUGGCAGAGCUGGAGGAGAAGCACAUUGCAUCCUGCCAGCUUCCCAGCGAUCAUGACAGAUGAUAGACAGGGAAACCUGAUCUACAGCUGGACAAACACGCUGAUUGAUGACAGUGACAUCUCCUGAUAUUGAGCCAUGACAUCACAUCCUGUUAGAGACAGAGCGUGAGGGACUUAACUGAAGGACACAUAAUACUCGGGCUGCAUCAAAAGACUUCAGUUAUAAUCCUCUUCAUUCUGACAGAUGCCUUAAACGUCUUUUUGGCUUUUGUCCAUAUCCACCCCUGUGUUCAGCAGUGACACACAAGCCGUUAGCUCACACAGUAAGCUGAAUCAUCCUUAAUCACCAGGGCAAGGAACGACAGGGGUUCUCCUUUUGGUAUUCUUUCAAACAGACAUUUGUUCAGCUGGUCUGAAAAGAAGGCUGCACCAGUAGUAGAGUUUGUACGGACAUCGGCCUGUGGCUGACAGAAACCUGUCCUUCACGUUCAGUUACAUCUGCUGAAUGGAUGCACUGAUGUAAAAUCAAGGCUUUAAGUUUUAUUUUGUUGUUAUCUUGAGGUGAA